Coffea eugenioides is the source of this 1425-nucleotide messenger RNA. RefSeq lists its product as uncharacterized. Lineage: Eukaryota; Viridiplantae; Streptophyta; Magnoliopsida; Gentianales; Rubiaceae. The transcript is spliced from 3 exons. The record is from RefSeq and is a predicted model, not a curated record. The coding region runs from base 141 to 1220 and encodes 359 amino acids.
AAUUUGUUGUAUACAAUACUGCUCGAAAGAUAAAAGAGCUACCUAUGCUCUGAAUAUGUUAUGGUUAACUUUGUUUUAAUGCAGAUGAUGUACAACUACUACAGCAAGUGCAUUAGAUUUGGAGCAUAGCGUUAGAUCUAAUGGCAUUGUUACUUGACCUCACACGUACAACAUUUGUUUUGGUGACAAAGCCUUUGUCACUGGCUAAACUAUUUUGUCUAUUUUGUUUGAGAAGCAUUUGCAUAGUAAUCCAGACUUGGAUUGAGCUGUUGAGAGCUGGUAUCAAUUUCCAAUUGAAAAUCCUUUGGAGUGUCACAAUUUGGGCAAUUGCUAUUUUGUCAAUUCCAGUGCGAGCUUUGACUGCACUGCAAAAGGAAAAACUGCUGGAGAUACGCAUACAGGAUUUGCAAAUUGAGUUGGAGAACAUGAUUUGGCAUACAAAGAAACUUGAGGAACAAUUGCAGUUGGCCAUUAAAGAACGUCGGCUGAUGGAGGCCCUCUUAGCAGAAGUUGAAGAUGAACAUGCUGAGGCAAUCUCCAAAAUGGAGCUACUAGAGGGUGAGCUGAAGGAUUUGGAGGCUGAAAAUAAUCAGUUAAAGGAAGUCCAGGGUAAAGCAUUUUGGUGCAGCAGAAGUAAAGAUGAAGGUCAGAUUAGCCAAACUGUCAAGAAUGCACUUAAGUUUUGGAUUCCGUUGUUGAGAUCCCAUUACAAGGGAAAUGGUGUCAAAGGUGACAAUAUGAGAUGCAAGGAUAAGUGGAAGGAUGGAAAAGGAAGUAAAUCUGAAAUGUCUGCUGCAAGCGAAGUUCUGUCAGAAGCUUGUGGGCUUAUCCAUCCAUCUUUUGAAGACACAAUGACUCCGAAUUUCAGUAUGGACAAUGUUCUAGAACAAAGGAAGCAUGAAGCUCUUGCUCGCAGCUCUUUCAGUGCAGUAUGGUCACUUUUGGUUGGAAUGAUUGUGUGGGAAGCCAGAGAACCGUGCAUGCCUCUUGUGCUUGCUCUUUUUGUUGUCGUCAUGAUGUCUCUUAUGUGUGUGCUCCGGUUCUUCUCCACAAUUAAGAACAAACAUGCAGUUGUUGCAGCAGCUCUCUUAAGCCUCAAUUGUUUUAUGCUGGGCAUGGUGACAUGCCCGACGCUACCAGUAUUUGCUGAUGCUUUAGCUCCUUUUGUCUUUCAUGCCUCACAAAAGAUGGUAACCUGGUUUCUUGCUUUUCUGACUUAGGCUUUGUGGGUCUGAUGUGCUGUGUAUGCAUAUGGAAUCUGGAUAGUCAUUUUGCACGUAGGUAGACUGUUCUGGGCUUAAUUGCUCUUGGAGCAGUCUUUUGUCUGUGUACAUAGUGUCUCUUGACAGGUUACUUGCAAGGGUUCCUAGAGCUUCUGCCUGAAUGAAAUUGUUACAUGAAAAUGCUGCAUGUAAAGUUCCGUUA